Molecule: messenger RNA, 795 nt
Organism: Octodon degus (degu)
Lineage: Eukaryota; Metazoa; Chordata; Mammalia; Rodentia; Octodontidae
Product: granzyme B-like
Exons: 5
Coding region: 1-795 (264 amino acids)
Biological process (GO): proteolysis
Cellular component (GO): cytoplasm; intracellular membrane-bounded organelle
Molecular function (GO): serine-type endopeptidase activity
Source: RefSeq, a predicted model, not a curated record
AUGCAGCUGCUCCUGCUCCUGCUGGCCUUCUCUCUACUACACAAGACAAGGGCAGGGGAGAUCAUAGGGGGACAUGAAGCCAAACCCCAUUCCCGUCCCUACAUGGCCUUCAUUAGGUUUUGGUAUGCUAGCAUAUGCACAAGGUGUGGUGGCAUUCUGAUACAUGAGAAGUUUGUGCUAACAGCUGCUCACUGUUUGAACAGAGGCACAAUCGUCUUUCUGGGGGCACACAACAUCACAAAACAAGAGAAGACUCAGCAGCUGAUACGUGUGCAAAGACGCAUCCCACACCCACAAUUCAGUCUUGAAAACUCAAGGAAUGACAUCAUGCUACUGCAGCUGGAGAAAAAGGCCAAGCUGAAUAAAGCAGUGCAGAUUCUACAGUUGCGCAAGGGACAAACCCAGGUGAUGCCAGGUGCCAUUUGCCAGGUGGCUGGAUGGGGAAUGUUGGACAAAGAAGGGCCAAUUGCAGACACACUGCAAGAAGUGGAGAUGACAGUACAAAAUGAUAAGGAGUGUCAAAACCGAUGGCCCAAAUAUGACAGUGCUAUUCACAUAUGUGCUGGGGACCCAAAGAUUAAAAAAAACUCCUUUAAGGGUGACUCUGGAGGCCCCUUCAUUUGUAAUAAGGUGCUUCAGGCCAUUAUCAACUCUGGAAGAAAAAGUGGGAAAACUCCACGUGCCUUCACCAAACUCUCUCCUUAUCUAGACUGGAUAGAGAAGACCAUAAAGCAUCUCUUACUUCAGGAAGCAAAUGAAGCCCCCACUCUGAGCAACCAUUAUUCCUGGGCCUGA